UCUACCCCGACCGAACUCUCUCUCUCUCUCCCCCCCCCCCUCGACUGAAGAUGAUGUCCUUCUGACUUGAUGAACUAACUCUUCACAGGCUUAGGCGGCUGCAGCAUCCAGCAAAAAAAGUACAGAGACACGACACCCGAAAAACGUAACAACACAUCCCAUCCCAGUUAGUUAUUUAUUUAACAGUUACUUACUGCCACAAUGAUCACUUGGCACGACUUCUACACGGUCAUGACCGCGAUGGUCCCGCUGUACGUGGCCAUGAUCCUGGCCUACGGGUCAAUCCGGUGGUGGAAGAUCUUCUCCCCUGACCAGUGCUCCGGCAUCAACCGCUUCGUCGCUAUCUUCGCCGUCCCCCUCCUCUCCUUCCACUUCAUCUCCAAGAACAACAUCUACAAGAUGAACUUCCUGUUCGUCGCUGCCGACACCCUCCAGAAGGUCAUCAUGCUCAUCGUGCUCGCUGUCUGGGCCAACUUCACCCGCAACGGCAGCCUCGAGUGGUCCAUCACCAUCUUCUCCCUGUCCACCCUCCCCAACACCCUCAUCAUGGGCAUCCCCUUGCUACAGGCCAUGUACGGCGGCGAAGCCGGCAGCCUCAUGGUCCAGGUCGUCGUGCUCCAAUGCAUCAUCUGGUACACCCUGCUGCUGUUCUUGUUCGAGUACAGGGGAGCCAAGAUCCUAAUCAUGGAGCAGUUCCCGGAGACUGCGGCCUCCAUCGUCUCGUUCAAGGUCGAGUCGGACGUCAUGUCCCUCGAUGGCCGAGAUUUCCUCGAGACUGACGCCGAGAUCGGCGAUGACGGGAAGCUCCACGUCACCGUCAGGAAAUCCAACGCUUCCAGGCGCUCGCUGGGACCGGGGUCGUUCUCAGGGCUAACCCCGAGGCCGUCGAAUUUGACCGGGGCGGAGAUUUACAGCCUUAGCUCUUCCCGCAACCCGACACCCCGCGGGUCCAAUUUUAACAAUUCUGAUUUCUAUUCGAUGAUGGGGGUGCCCGGGUUCCCCUCGAGGCUAUCCAACUUCGGGCCUGCCGACAUGUACUCGGUUCAGUCGUCCCGCGGGCCCACCCCGAGGCCCUCUAACUUCGAGGAGAACAUGGCCAUUCCUUCCCCGAGGUUUGGGUUCUAUCCGGCACAGACCGUGCCUGCCUCAUACCCUGCCCCUAACCCGGAGAUCGCGUCCGCCUUCACGAAGCAGGGCGGGAAUAAGACUGCACCGCUGCAGCAGCAGAGGGUGCUGGAGAGUAAAGCUAGCCACGACGGGAAGGAACUCCACAUGUUCGUGUGGAGCUCCAGCGCGUCUCCGGUCUCGGAGGGAGGAGGGCUCCAUGUGUUUGGUGGGCAAGAGUUCGGGGCGUCCGAGCAGUCCGGGCGGUCCGAUCAGGGCGCCAAGGAGAUCCGGAUGAUUGUUAACGAUCACCCACCUAACGGUGAAAACAAAGCUGCUCCUGAGCCUGAGGGAUUUGGAGGGGAGGACUUCAGCUUCGCUGGGAAAGCGGAGGCCAACGACGAGAAGGAGAAGGACGGAGAGUCCAACGGGCUGGCGAAGUUGGGGUCCAGUUCCAUGGCCGAGCUAGACCCCAAAGCUGUCGCGGUGGGGGAUUCUGGCGGGAAGAAGCAGAUGCCACCAGCUAGCGUGAUGACACGGUUGAUACUGAUCAUGGUGUGGCGGAAGCUCAUCAGGAACCCCAACACCUACUCGAGCCUCAUCGGUCUAAUAUGGUCCCUCGUCGCUUACCGACCUGGGUGGCAUGUGGUGAUGCCCAAAAUAGUCGAGGACUCGAUCGCCAUACUGUCCAAUGCUGGGCUCGGGAUGGCCAUGUUUAGCUUAGGUAUAUUUAUGGCCCUUCAACCAAAACUAAUCGCAUGUGGGAACUCAGUGGCUACUUUCUCCAUGGCUGUCCGGUUCCUCACCGGCCCUGCGGUCAUGGCUGCAGCCUCCAUUGCAGUCGGCGUCCGGGGUCGACUCCUCCACAUUGCGAUCGUCCAGGCUGCUCUUCCACAAGGGAUCGUCCCGUUUGUGUUUGCCAAAGAAUACAAUGUCCACCCAGCCAUUUUAAGCACCGGGGUGAUCUUCGGGAUGCUGAUAGCACUGCCGAUUACAUUGGUCUACUACAUCCUCCUAGGGCUGUAAAUUUGAUCUCCUAGGUAUAUCGGGUGCACGCGCAAAUGGAGUCCUUCAGGUGCAUGCAUGCAUGUCCUCCUUUCUGACCAGGCGGCACCAGAGACGGGGACAGAAAUAGAAGAGAACUCCCAAAUAUUUUCCGGAAUGUUUGGAGCAAUAAGAAAUUUUGACUUGACAAAGCCCCGAUAGAAUGCCCCACUAAAGGCCAAAAUCCAUGUAAUUUUUGGAGGCUAUAGCUUGCGGAGGGGGCUGUCUAUAGCUUAAUUGAAGGAAGAUAUGGAAGGGGGUAAGAAGAAGUCAAACAUUGGUGUGAAGAAAUAUAUGGCUGGCUGUCUCUUUAGGUGUCGUUGCGUGUGCGAAGUUUCAUUACAUUAUUCCUCUUUUGGCCCAUAAAAAGUAGACAAUAGGACAUGAUUAGUGAAAUAGAAGAUAGGUGAGGGAGAAGACGUUGCUUUUUUUUUUCCCCCCUCCUUUUCCAAUUUGUUACCCCCACUGUACUUAAUUAUUUUCUUGUUCUUUUUCCUUAAUUAAUUUGUAAUUGUAAUCGGUCAAGAAAUAAUAUCAAGGUCUUCUCGAUCGAUCAA
This is a messenger RNA of Punica granatum (pomegranate), 2705 nucleotides long. The record is from RefSeq and is a predicted model, not a curated record. Lineage: Eukaryota; Viridiplantae; Streptophyta; Magnoliopsida; Myrtales; Lythraceae.